Messenger RNA from Tigriopus californicus, 8630 nucleotides. RefSeq names its product potassium voltage-gated channel protein Shaker-like (gene shaker). The transcript has 8 exons. Gene Ontology annotation, biological process: protein homooligomerization; potassium ion transmembrane transport. Gene Ontology annotation, cellular component: voltage-gated potassium channel complex; membrane. Bases 3177 to 5105 code for a protein of 642 amino acids. NCBI's taxonomy places the organism in Eukaryota, Metazoa, Arthropoda, Copepoda, Harpacticoida, Harpacticidae. Gene Ontology annotation, molecular function: protein binding; delayed rectifier potassium channel activity. The record is from RefSeq and is a predicted model, not a curated record.
CACAAGACGAGUGGGCCUGACCUCAUCGAGCCUUAAUUUACCCAAGCGUAUCAUCUUUAUCUCCAGUUACCUAUUCGCCGGUCUUCUACUACUACUGAUACUACUACUGCUACUGCUACUGCUACUGCUACUACUACUUCUACUACAACUUCUGCUACAACUAUUAUUAUUCUCCCAAUUCGAAAUGCAGGUUCAAAGUCUCGGGGACUGUCCACCUCACUGACAGAGUCAAACACUCAAGAGUGCCAUUCUGUUUGUUGUCCGGGUCGGAUGCCAAGUUUUUCGGUUUCUCGAGUCGGUCACUCAUACCUACAUGCAUGUACGUAGUAGCUAGCUGGCGGCUCAUACUCUGCGAAGCUGCGAGAUCAGUUUUGGGCUUUUUCCCCCAAAUUCACGGAUAGAAUCGAGCGCCGUGGUGCUGGGUCCAGAGUCCUGAGUCCUGUAUCCAUGAACGGCGUGCAUGGUGCGACCGAUUGCUCGAGUGUGCGAAGUGUGUCCUUUGAUUUUUACAUGUCUGAUCGCCAUAAAACAGAUCAGACUCCUUCGAAAUUAGAAGAAGUGACUAGCUGUGGAAGUAAGUAGAAAAGUAUAAGGUGAUGCCGCCGUCCUCUGGGAGAGCUGUUGCCCAGGCCAAUAGAGGCACAGGAUUAUGGGGAGGAAGAGGCACUCCCGAAGCACGAUCAUUUUGUUGAGGAGACCGACACUCGUUCGUCCUUGGGGCUCAUCACACGCUGGCCUCAACAUGUACAGAGGAGGAGCAGGAGGAAUACCCUAGUCCUUCUUCAGCGAAAUCCUCAACAACUGUCUAUUCUACUCCAAGAACUCAAGUCCAUCGCCGAAGCAGUGAGAAACAGUAAGAAAAGAAGAAAAAAGAUCGAAAAGACGGCCUCGGGCCAUGGACUCUGCAGUAGUGACAAUUGCAGUGACUUGUUUCUGCCAUGUAGCCUGAGUCUCCUUCGUUCGUACCGAAAGAGCCGAAAAAACUUGCUGCUUAGUCUUCUUCCUUCUGUGACUCUUUUUCGGUUGUAUCUUACAAUUCAAGCCCUAGUUCGCGAGUCCUUGGGUAUUGCUAUCGUAGUGGUGGAACAAAAAUCCAACGGAGACGUUGUUGUCUGUGGCACCAGCCAUAUUAUUGUUCUCUCAUCAGUGUUACCUGUGUCCCCUUUGGUCUGUUGUUGCUGUUGUUGUUAUUGUUAUUAUUGUUCGGAGGGGGAGGGGGGUGACAGUGCGUCUGCUGUGCCUGCCAUUGCUACGAUUGACACCACUGUUCCCAGCUUCUGAUAUUCCAAGUUCCCUCUCAAACGGCCAGCCAGUCGCAUCAGAAGGAAGCAAAGCAGAAAAACACCAUCGGGGAAUCUGCAAGGAGCAGGGGGUCUAUGGUCAAUUGGCCAUGGAACACGAGGCUUUCAGUCAAGGCUAAGGAAACCAACACCAGUGUAAUCAUUGGCACCCAAUCGAAGUUGCAUUCAUUAUCACUUGUGAUGGAUUAGAUAGAUGAUCUGGCAUUUUGAAAUAGUGUUUUGGUGAAGUGAGUUCUUCUCUCGACGCACCCGGUGUGACAUGGGAGUGAGACUUCCAAAGUCCUUAUUUGGUGUCAAAAUCAAAGCUCCAUUUCAAUGAGAAGGCUGAAGUGCUGAAACGAAGGCCAAACACGUCAUUGCCAGGCCAUGGUUUUGCGGUGACUUUACAAUAGGUGGCAUGAACAGCCCAGUUUGUUCUAGUACAAGGUUUUGGUGUGUAUUCGACUGAACCUACUCCCCUUGUGAUUACUGAUGAAGUGGUGCAUCUUUCAUGACAAAACAGGGUGUCACAUCGGUGGUCUGUCGGACCAGAUUGGGCUGUUUUUUCCUUCUUACGUGGGCUCUCCUCGUCUUUGGCGAGAUCCCAAGAGGAGUGCUCACAGGGAUCAUGAUAUCCUCCAGUGCUGGAUUGAACGUACGUCGAGGUGCCACUGGCAGUAGUCAAACCCUCAAUGGUGCAGGCUCAAGUCCAUCGCGGCGAAGCAACUCGUUUGAGACUUCCAAUGCGCCCUCAGUGUUGGCCAGUACCUAUGUGGCUGCAUCGGCCGGGGCAGCUUUCGUGGUGGGAUGCUCAGGUGGUCCCAGAGCUAGUUGGGGUGGAGGCAGUUACCUCAGUGGCCAAGACAGCAUUGGUGGAUCUCAGCUCCAAUUACGAAGGUAGUGCGUCAUUCUGCCCAGUGUGACUUUGCGUGUGUCUUUGUCACACGACCCAUCCAAUGGCCACCAAUCCAACCAUCCAACCAACCAACCAACCAACCAACCAACCAACCAACCAACCAACCAACCAACCAACCAACCAACCAACCAACCAACCAACCAACCAACCAACCAACCAACCAACCAACCAACCAACCAACCUAUCAACCUACCAAUCAAUCCAACCAUUGACUAACUAAUGUUUCCGUCGACCACGUUUAACCCCGAACAAUCGUGACAAUCAAAGCAAGAUAUUCCGUAUUGGUUCCCUCCAUUCCAGUUUUUCACACAACAGGUCCAAACAAGACAGAAACCUUAUAUCAUUUUCUACCCUUCUUCCUCUUCGCUCAAACCAUUCUGACUAACCCGCGUUGUUAUCCGCUACAUACAUAAUCCCCAUAACCGUUAAACAGCUUUAUUCAGCUUCGUCUUCACAUUACUACUUUAACAAAGCUUUAAGCCUGGGAAACUUACAUCAGUCGAGUGCUAGAAUUGAUCCAGGCUUCAAGACAUGCCGAUGACAAGUGAGGAAAAGUUAGUAUCAGAAUCAAUCUGACAGUGAGUUCCCGACGUACUUGGAACGCUACUUCGCACGUCAUUUCGUAAGAGUGUCUUGUGAUCGAGGUGGCUUCUUUCGAAGCUGAAGAACUACGGCCCCCUCUGUGUCGAUUGUGCCUAAUCAUAGCAAACCUAUUUGGAACCAAUUCAGCCCAUUGGUCUGGCUUGAGAUGUGGGGCUCGACCUGAGUGUGUCUCGCAUUCGCGUUCAAGUUUGUUGUGUGACACAUUUUUCUCCCAUCGGCGAUUUCAAGACAGUUGCACUAAAGCUCCUUUGCCAGACGCCAACACGACGAGCUCCAUUGGCCAUCCUCCAUUGGAGGUCGGAUUGGCUGCGUUGCCGACGACCUCUUCUGAUCGCUCGUUCGGCCCGUUUCAUGAGAUUAGAGAUAUUUUGUUCACGAUGCUCAGUCCGGAUAGCACAUUCGCGGGAACGUUUCGUAAAUACUAUGAAAAGCUCGUCGAUGCUGCAGUGGAGAGAAAACCGUCUCUGCCAAAACUUACGGCCCACGAGGAUGAAGGUGUCCACCAAAAUCCUCAAUACACGGGUCAACAUCACUUUCAUCCAGUGGUCCACGACCACGAUUGCUGCCAAAGGGUCGUAAUCAACGUGGGCGGGUUGAGGUAUGAGACACAGAUCCGUACCCUCAACCAAUUCCCGGAUACUCUCUUGGGUGAUCCCUCCCGACGCAUCCGAUAUUACGAUCCCGUCCGAAAUGAAUACUACUUUGAUCGCCAUCGAAAUUGUUUCGAGGCUAUCAUCUAUUAUUACCAGAGCGGAGGUCGAUUACGGAGGCCAGUUAAUGUGCCACUCGAUGUGUUUUCAGAAGAGAUACAGUUCUAUGAACUGGGAGAAUAUGCUAUCACCAAAUUCAGGGAAGACGAGGGGUUCAUCAAAGAGGAGGAGAAGCCAUUACCCACCAAUGAUCUCCAACGAAAAGUGUGGCUCUUAUUUGAGUACCCCGAGAGCUCUCAACACGCCCGAGUGGUGGCCAUCAUUUCAGUAUUUGUCAUUCUCUUGUCCAUUGUGAUCUUUUGUUUGGAGACUUUGCCCGAGUUCAAGCACUACAAAGUGUUCAACACCACUGCCAACGGUACCAAGAUUGAGGAGGACGAGGUCCCGGACGUGACCGACCCAUUCUUUAUAGUAGAGACGUUGUGCAUCAUAUGGUUCACGUUCGAACUCCUAGUCCGCUUUCUAGCCUGUCCAAGUAAAUAUGUGUUUGCCAAAGAUAUCAUGAACAUGAUCGACCUGGUGGCCAUCAUCCCAUACUUCAUCACAUUGGCCACCAUCGUGGCUGAGAAAGAGGAGGUGAUAGCGCCCAAAGCGCCAGUUGCACCCAACAAAGAAGGCAACAACCAGGCCAUGUCAUUGGCCAUUCUCCGGGUCAUUCGACUGGUCCGAGUCUUUCGAAUAUUCAAACUCUCCCGGCAUUCAAAGGGCCUCCAGAUCUUGGGACGGACGCUUAAAGCUUCCAUGCGUGAACUUGGAUUACUCAUGUUCUUCCUAUUUAUAGGUGUGGUGCUAUUUUCCAGUACUGUUUAUUUUGCGGAGGCAGGUUCCCCGCAUUCACAUUUCAAAUCCAUUCCUGACGGGUUUUGGUGGGCAGUGGUUACAAUGACCACUGUUGGAUACGGUGAUAUGACGCCAGUAGGUGUGUGGGGAAAAAUAGUAGGGUCCUUGUGUGCCAUUGCCGGGGUGUUGACGAUCGCUCUACCGGUUCCUGUCAUUGUUUCCAACUUCAACUACUUCUAUCAUAGAGAGACAGAUCAAGAAGAAAUGCAAUCUCAGAAUUUCAAUCACGUCCAGAGUUGUCCGUACAUGCCCGGACAAUUUGGCGAAUCCCUAAAAAGGCCACUUCAUUCCGAUUCUCUCUCUGAUAUCAUGGACCUGGAGGAGGGCAACACCUCAGCCUACCACCAACAGCAGCCUCACCACAUGGGUUCAGAUCGGGCGGGGAGUGGCGGUGGGGGUGGCGGGGGCGGCGGAAACAGUGGGGGUCUGACCACCACUCUUCCAGCCCUGACCUCCACCAAUCCCGCCCUCUACCACCAACAUCACCACCACCACCACAACAACAACAACAGUACUAGCCGACCAGCCUCUUUGGACCAGCGGCAGUACAUGCAACACAACUGCAAUCCCAGGCAUAACAACAACCCCGUCACGGCGAGCAACGGUCAAAGCAAUCAGGUCCUGCCGCCCAUUGCGGGAGCGAUUGCCAUCGCUGAAGCGCCUCUACCCGUUGAAAGUGGCACAACCUCUGUUACUGGAGAUGUAUCCGCAACUGCUUUAGGAAGCGCAGCCGUCAAGGUGGAAACAGACGUGUGACCUUAAGGAGCCGAACUUUCGAGUUCAUCGCCUCGUCUGACAAUGAAGUCAUGCAAAGCAUCCUCUCAUUCAGUGCCAAUAACAAUAACAACACCAACAGCAAAACCUACAACAACAACACCAACAACCAAUCAGUGAAUCUCCUUCAUUUCAAAAAAUCCGGCAAAUCUCGAACUCAUCCAGAAUGAUGUUGUCCUCAAUCGCAUUACCUUCAUUAUGAUCAUGAUCAACCUGGAACCCUAGGGGUUCUGACCCAUUCAAAUGUGGAGGAGGAUUGAUCAUCAUACCGAGCCAACUUGAUGAUCUUAAUUUCCAACAAUCCUCAAUUACCAAGAUUUAAAGGGCCAUUCAGCAUUCCAGUCUCUUCUUCUGACGAUACACUACGUCAUAUUGUGAUAAAGAAAACAUAAAGAAUCCUGGAAAAUCCUCCUUAAGUAACUGAGAUGUGCGUGUGUGUGCGUGUUUGUCUUUGUCUCUCUCUCUUUCUUUUUCUUUCUUUCUCUCUCUCACCUUCUCCCUCUUUGUCGCUCCUCCCUUUUUCUCCUUCUUCUCGUUCCCCUUUUUCCUUUCCCUAGACCUAGAUUGCUCCUAGAUGGUCUUGAUGAGAGUUUGAUGGUCAACCCUCCAUGCCAAUCCCACCCACCACCCACCACCAACCCCCCCCUCCUCCUCCUUCGCCGCCCAUUUGUUGCUUGGAGCUACAAUUGACCAUGGAGGUGUCACGUUUUGAUCCGUGAUAAGCAACCUAUAGAAUCAUUAACUAUUAACCAAUCGUGGUGGCCGUGACUGCUACUGCUAUUAUUAUUAUCAUUAUUAUUGUCAUCACUAUUGUUACCACCGCUAUCAAACUUUGUCUUCAACCAACUUUAUUGUUUCGUCUUCUCUCCAAUAAUAAUCAUCUUUAUUGUUGUUGUUACCAUAAUCAUUAUCAUUCUUGCUUUUCCUCUCUUCUUCAAAGGUGACUCCAACCACGAUUCCAGCCGCUCCUCCCACAUUCUUAUCCUUUUUUAUACUCCCAAUGCUUCCUUUCUCCCUCUUUUCGGACUUGGGAUCCUACCACCUACUACCACUACAAGUACGGCCCACUUCGUUCUUCUCCAUUUUGCAAGCCCAAAGAAACGAAUAAUAAAUCUUGGAUCCUCGUCGCUUUUCUUCUUUCUACUCUCUUUUUAAAUUUAGCACAUGGAGGGGCAAAUUUAUGAAUUCACUGAAGGAUCAACCAAUAACAACCAGUUCAAAGGGUCAGAGCUCUGAUUUAGAAUUGGAUGUUGACUCCACAAUGGUUGGAAGGUCACGUGUUGUACCGUGUAAAGUGGGAACAAAUAACUUCAAGACUCUUCUUCCUGUCCCAUUACAAGGCUAAUCCCUCCGUAACACCAAAAUAACCUUUCUUCAUUCAUCCCCAUACUAAACAUUAAACCACUAUGAGCGUGGUACGAGUCCGCAAAAACUGAGCUCAAGAGUAAUUCAAUGAGCCAUCAAAACCAAUGGUCAUUUAUAACAAUAGCAAUGCCAUCACCUUCGAGCGGGGCAAGAAUAAUCCUCAUACCUAUCGCUCCUUUCUUUUUCAAUCCGAUCCUUUCUUUGAUCACUUCUGUUGCCUCCAUCUCCUCCUCCUCCUCCUCCUCCUCCUCCUCCUCCUCCUCCUCCUCCUCCUCCUCCUCCUCCUCCUUCCUUUGCUUGGCUGUGCUGAAACUUCUCUUUCUAUUCGUACACAUCCGGCUUCUACACAAUAUGUUUUACCAUGCAUUGAUAUCACCACUACUGAAACAAAACCCCUCUGAUCAUAUUUGAGAUGAAGUGCAUUGAGGGUGCUCUUAAUCUUUCAAACAUCACUCUAAUUUCAUUUGCUAGAGUGAGUGUGUUUAUAGCCGGAACAGACCAAUAAGAAAAGCAACAACUACGUCAAAACCUCUUCCUCCUUCCUUCUGCCUACUCUUCUUUCUCUGUUUCAUUUUUGACAUAGAUCUUUCGAAGUACGUACGUUCUACGUACAACUUUGGUGGGGAACUUUUCCUCAAAGAAUAGAGUGCCGUCUUUUCAUUCCGUCAUUGAGUCCCAUUAGUUGGCUGAUGACCGUGUUGUCCUUAUGAUCGGUCACCCUUUUUCGAUUGCCUCUUUGAUAUGAUUCACCAAAAUUCAACAAUCUCACCAAUGUACAUUUUUGCAUUCCUUCACAAAUUCCAUCAUUCACUCUAUCUAUCCGAUUUUCUGGCUGUCUCUCUCUAUCUCUCCCUAAAUAUCAACCAAUAUCAACGAUCAUGUUUGGAAAUUCCGCGGGUUCUCGUUAUCGGCAUGGAGAUUGUCCUAAUCUGAAAGAUUUAAACCGUCCCCGAUUGUUUUGUUUGCAUCAUCUUGAGGAAGAGAAGUUUACAUAUUGAACGAUAUAGAUUGGCUUUAUUGGCUUUCAAAGGUGUGAGAAUGCAAUCAAUUCCAAAUCAAGUUCUCCAACGCCAAGGUUGUGUCUGCGUGGAGCAGAUUCCACUCCGAUGUCUUCUUCGGCCAGCAGCAAGCUUUCUCCCACUUUCCUCUUCUGUUUCUAAGCGCGUGGUCUUGUUAUUGUUGUCAUUUUCAUUGAUGUUAUCAAACCCUUUGGUGACAUGUAUUCAUACAGUUUCUACCUUACAGCGAUUCCCUAUCGAAGACCUUGCUUGUAUCCAUUCCAUUCGUGUCAGGUUUACUUUUAUUACCGUGCAUAAAAAUCGUUGCUGAUUGUGCUGAUAUCAUCGCUCUGUCAAUCACUGAAUGAAUAUGUAGGCUCUCUCGGUCGCGUCACUGUUUGAUCAUUAUCCACUUUUAUUCAACUCCUUCCCGCUUUACGUCCUAACUCGCAAAUCGUUGGUUGGUUCGUCCCUCCCUCUCUCGUCUCAAGGAUGAGUCAGUUCUUAUUCAUUUUUAUCGAAUGGCCAUGAUAAUGGAGGAGAAGACAUUCGUAAGAUGACAUUGCUCACUUAAAAAUGGCAGGUCUGGCUGGUUGUUUUCCUUCCGAUCGCAAUUCAUUCGAUUCUCUCCAUGUGGAGCAUCCAUUCCGUUCAAGACUUUCUUGGAUCCACGUGGUCGAACCGAAUCUCAGGAUACUCUAUACUCUUUGCUUCCUUCCUCAAUCUCGUCCUCUUCAUUAUUAUGGCCAUGAGGGUCCUAGAUAUUAUUUGCCACGCGAGGACCCUUAACAGACAUUUUGUCCAACAAGAUAUUUCUCGACCCCUCCCCCCCCCCCCUCCCCCCAAUGAAAAAAAACCACAUUUUAAGAAUUAAAAUCCCUCACAAAAGGUUCAAUUGACAUUUUCAGACAUUCUUGCUCUCUUGACUCAGCUCUUUUCUCUGGCUCGCUUUCUACUUGGAGAUCCUUCUCCAGCAAACCGUUGGUGGAUGUGUGUUUUGAAUGGUUCAAAUCAGUGGUGAAACACGAGUAGCCAACCCUCCCCGACUCCUCUAGAUUCAUUCUUCUCAAUGGCUCAUUGUAAUCUAGGGCGAUCCCAAUAAAACAAAUAAAUCACCCAAAUAAAGCGAUUUCAACUUGGACAA